GCAGCACCCGCAGCCACCGUGCCCAGCACCGCUCAGCAGCUCCCAGGACCCCGCAGUGGGCGGUUUGGGGGUGCGCAGCCCCCGGGAGGGGUGGCCGGACCCCCAGGGCCCCAUCCCCUGCCAUAGGGCACCAUCGAAGGAACAGCCGUAUGGGCGCGGCGGUUUUGUUUGCGCCUUCGGAAAGGGGAAGCGGUGAAGUGGUGCAGCCCGAGGCCCCCGCGAGCCGCCCGGCGGUGUGGAUCUUCCUUCCUCAAUGAGGGGCUGCUGCUCGUGGUGCACCUGCAGGAUCCGGGCUGCGGGGAGCGGCUGUGCUGCGCGGGGACACUGCUGGAGAUGCCCGCGGCCCUCCGGGGUCUGACUGCAAGCCGUGCUUACGGGAGCUCGCUGACCGCAGUCCCUCUGCUUUGGAGUACCACAGCCCCAAGCGUUUCCUCCCAUCCCUGAUUGCUGAGGAUGACACCUUGUUCACCAGCAUGGCUGAAGAAAAGGAGGACUCAUCUUCCACAGAGCUGGAUGUCCCAGCAGCAGACUUGCACAGUAGCACAGAGGAUCUCCUCUCAGACUCCGCUCUGCACGGCACAGAGUAUUACAAAGACCUGGGGCUCCUGAGCCCGCCGGCUAACAAAACAGUGCCAGAGAUGGCAGCACGGCCAGAAGCAGCUCCCCAGGCUGCAUCUGCCAUCCGCUUAUUGGAGGAGAGAUCAGGGGCUCUGGGAAAAAUGUCCGUGGAUGUUGCUUUUUCCAAUCCCAUCUCCUGCUCGGUGCGUUACGGUGAGGCCGACUGCCACUUUCUGAACAAAGCUGCCAGCACUGCUGCAUGUCCUGCAGAGGAAGAUGAAGCUUUGGACCUUCAGGAGGCCUCAGAGUCAUUCCCCACGCUGGUGAGAUCCAUGUCUACCUCCAGGAGGCACAGCUGGGAGAGCCCCUUGUCACCUGUGGACUGCAAGCGCAGGUUCAGUUUGGACACCACAGAGAGAGGCAGUGAUGCCGAGCAGGAGGAGGCAGAGAAAGGCAGCAGGUCCUGCGCACAGCCUCGUGUGUCCCUGCAGCUGCCCGGGGGGACGCGGGAAGCCUGGAGCAGCAGUGCGGGCAGCAUGGUGAUCAAAGUGCAGAUAGAGCCGCUGCAGCCCAGCCUGGGCUCGGAGGAGGCGGAACGUGCCAGUGAUGGGAAGAGGCUGAGGCCACUGUCCAUCCCGUCAGCCUGCAAGGCUGCCUCCCCCCAGGCACCCUGUGGUUUCAACACUUCUCUUUCAGCCAUGGAAGGUGUUGAACCCCCUGCCCUGGAGAUGCUGGAGAAGGACCACGUGUCCCCAGACCAAGUGCUAAUGGUACAGCAGGUGCUUCAGGAGCUGAAACAGUACCAUGGGGCGAAAAAGAGAGUUUGUGUGCAAGAAGGCAGCGAUUCUUCCCAGCAGAACCUCACCUGGUUUGAGUUCCUGUCUAACGAAAAUGAGGACAGUGGAAAGAGUGACAAAGCAGAGAAAGGCACAAAGGUGAUGCGACGCCUGAGUUCCCUGCGGAGCCGUGUCACCGGGUCCUGGCAGAAGGAUAAGGGUAAGAACAAAGAGCAAUCAAAAGAGAAAGAGAAGGAGAAAGAAACAAAGGAGCCAAAAGAGAGUUGGAAAGAGGUCAAUCGGCACCAGCUUGUGCCAGGGGUUUUCUCCAGCGGCACCAGCUGCUCGCUGUGUGCCAAACCUCUCGUGAAUAAAAGUGGUCUGCAGUGCCUGAAUUGUGCAGUGAAUGUCCAUAAGAACUGCAAGAGUUUGCUGGCUGAAUGCAGCAGCAUCAGAACCAAGCAGAAAGAUUUGCAGCACAGACCUUCUGGACCUGCACAAAGUUCGUCCCAGUGCAUUUCCCCAGCCGCUUCCCUGAAGGAGCAGCCCCGGAGCCUUCUCCUGGGACCGGAUGGCACCCCAGUACUGCCACGGAGCCUCGGCAUGACUAUCGCCCAGCGAGGGACCUCUCCAUCUUCCUUUAAUACUGCAGGAGCCGUUAGCAAAUUUGGACUAAUUUCAGGAGACAUGGAUGAAGGGGAUUCAGGAUUUAUAAAGUUUAAGCAGACCUCAGAUGAUGUUGUCUCACUUGCACCUUCAACAGCAGACUCCAUUUUUCUGGAAGAUGCAUAUUCUCUAUCCCUCCGAAGUGAAAUAGAAACAGACGCUCAUGAGUUUGAGGCAGAGUCUUGGAGUGUUGCAGUGGAACAGUCUUAUGCAAAGAGGCAAAAGAAAGAAGUUGUAAAAAGGCAGGAUGUCAUUUAUGAACUAAUGCAGACUGAAAUGCACCACGUUAGAACGCUGAAAAUAAUGCUGAAGGUGUACUCCAAAGCCAUGAAGGAGGAACUGCAGUUCUCGAAUGCAGUCAUCAACAAGCUCUUCCCCUGUGUGGAUGAGCUGCUGGAGAUGCAUGGGCAAUUCCUGCUCCAGUUAAAGGAGCGGCGAAAGGAGUCCUUGGAAGAAGGCAGUGACCGAAAUUAUAUAAUCCAGAACAUUGGAGACCUCUUGGUAAAACAGUUCUCAGGUGAAAAUGGAGAGAGAAUGAAAGAAAAAUACGGUGUGUUCUGUUCUGGACAUAAUGAAGCUGUUAGUCACUAUAAAGACCUGCUCCAAAGCCACAAGAAGUUCCAAAACUUAAUAAAGAAAAUUGGCAACUGUUCCAUUGUGAGGAGACUUGGUGUUCAGGAGUGCAUCCUUCUGGUUACGCAGCGCAUCACCAAAUAUCCGGUCUUGGUGGAACGUAUUAUUCAGAAUACAGAAGUUGGAACUAAGGAUUAUGAAGAUCUGAUCCAGGCCCUUAGUUUAAUUAAGCAUACAAUCACUCAUGUAGAUGCCAUAGUAAAUGAGUGUGAGAAGGGGCAGCGCCUUAAAGAGAUUAUGCAUAAAAUGGAGCUAAAAUCAUCUGGGAAAUGCAAGAACGGGCUUUUCUUCCGAAAGGAUGACAUGGGGCAGAGGCGGCUUCUGCUGGAUGGGAUGCUGUACUGGAAAGCUGCAUCAGGACGGCUCAAAGAUAUUUUGGCAGUCCUGUUAAAUGAUGUACUGUUGCUCUUACAAGAAAAGGACCAAAAAUAUGUGUUUGCAUCAGUGGACUCUAAACCACCAGUUAUCUCACUGCAAAAGCUGAUCGUAAGAGAGGUAGCUAAUGAGGAAAAGGCGAUGUUCUUAAUUAGUGCUUCCUUACAAGGACCAGAAAUGUAUGAAAUUCACACAAGCUCAAAAGAAGAGAGGAAUUCCUGGAUGGCUCACAUCCGCAGAGCUGUAGAAAGCUGUCCUGAUGAAGAAGGAGGGUCAUUUUAUGAACCUGAAACAGAAAGGAGAAUGGCUGAAGCAAGAGCGGCGAAAUUAAGAGAAUUCCAAGAGCGUUUGAACACAAAAGAUGACCUGAUUGUGCAAAGUUUAACUGAGAAACAACAAAUUUAUCAAGAAAUGUCUGAGGUGUAUGGAUUUGAAGACCAUUCCCAAGGAUCCCGAUCUAGGCUACUUCUGGGGGAUAUCCCAGAAAGUCUGCAAGGAGAGGCACUUCUGAAGUCUGCAGUGGUAGAAGCUGAAAAUCUCCAGAACCUUAUCUUCACUCACUUGGGAAAUGGAUCCUGUCAGUCUGAAGAGAGCUACGCAGCGGGGCUCCCAAGGAGAGCAGAGACCUUUGGAGGAUAUGACAGUCCCUCAAUUUCAAAUAAAAAUAACAGUCUUGGGAAGAGUGGUGGUAGUGACCAGAGACAGUGGGACUGGAGAGGCCCUGCAGUAAGUUCAGAUGUGCAGCUCCCAGACCUCCCAGUUGAUGCAGAAGAAGGAUCUCAAACUAGUGAUACAACAAGGCAGGAUGACAGCAGUGGUAUUCAGCCCACCAUAGAGUCUCAGCUUGUCCAAAGGAUACAAACACUGCUACAGUUGCUCUUCAGUCUGCAGGCAGUGAUAUCUCAACAAGACAGCUACAUUGAGGUACAACGAGCCACAAUGGUAGACCGGGAGAAGCAGUACCGGCUGCAGUCUACACGUGGCAAUGUGCUGCUAGAGCAAGAAAAACAGCGUAACUUUGAGAAACAGAGAGAGGAGCUGAUGAAUGUCCAGAAACUUCAGAGCCAGCUGAAGCUGGAGCAGCAGCGCUGGGAGCGGGAGAGGAGUCAGCAGCAGAGGGAACUGGAAAUCUCAGAAGCCCAUCUGCAGAGGCGUGAGGAGGAGACGCGGCAGCUGAAAGAUAAGUUGAUUCAGGAUAGAGAAGAACUGGAGAGGCAACGAGAGGCCUAUCAGCAUGACCUGGAGAGGCUGCGGGAAGCUCAGAGAGCAGUUGAGAAGGAGAGAGAACGUCUAGAUCAGCUAAGGAAGCUGAAAAAGCAGAACACGGUGUCGGGCACCUUCUCUCCAGAACUGGGACAAAACCCAAUGCAAAGUCAUCCUGUUAGCUUCAAUGGAGAGGGAGUAGAACCAUCCCUGCCAGUCUUGAAAGCCUCUGCACGAGUGAGUGUCUCUGGGAUGGAUUACUUGGAGCGCUCGGAGCUGGUUCGCAGGGACAGCACCACCCUGGAGAACCGUCCAGUUCUUGCUCUGAAGAAUGAAGUGCCAAUACAUCUCCUGAGCGCGACUAAUCAGAUACAGAAACCCGCUGCUGUUCAGCAGCAGAUCCCUACUAAGCUUGCCACUUUCACAAAAGGAAGCAAAGAGAAAAGUGGGAAGAACAAAGCAUCUCAUAGGACAGACAGCUCAGCAUCUGUUGACCAGAAGCAGCUGAUUCCCCCCAGGCUUGUUGGAAGAGAGGAGGGUGUCCUCAGAGGCAGACGAUCAGCAAGUCCAGUCCUCACGAGCAGCCAGACCACUGCAUUCCAGACAGAAAUACAUGGCUCUGCAAAUGGUCAGCCAGAAGCACUUUCUUCUGCCUCUCCAAACCCGUUCAAACCCAAUAACGCUCAUGCUCAGACCCUGGUGACCUCACAGCCAACUCUUUUAAACAUGCAAGAUGAUACCAGCAAAGAAGAUGUAAUUUUUUUCUAACUGUUUCCAUUUGAAGAUUACUCUUCUCACAUACUGUUUCAAGAACUCAGGCUCCGGUGUUCAAUGUGACAGAGACUUGACAUGGGUGUCUUCUUAUUCUUGCCUCGUUAAUACUAGCAAGGACCAGCCCAGGACUGUAGUUUUACUUUGCUGGCUGCUUUGGCAGCAGCUCAAAAUGAGGGCACAAUGAUAAUUAUUUGCUUUUAAAUUCUCAGACCAUGGAAAUGUGUUGACGCGUGGCAUGGGUAUGUAAAUUCAGAGCAUGUUAAAAUGCUGCCAUUUACUGCAAUUUGCUCUCUUUGGUGUAUCUACACUCUUUGUGAGCACCAUCUUGUAAAUUGUUGUAGUUGAUGUUGAAUCUUUCAGAUCUGUAUGUAAAAAUUUUAAUUGUAAGCCUCCAGGUGGCUGAGAUUUUUUAAAAUCCAUAUUCACAGGUGCAAGGUUGCUCUCGUGGGUUAUGCUAACUCUCUGUUAAACAAUUAACUAGCAAAGCAGUCUCCAUAGAGCCACACACGAUAAACAUUGUGAUACCAACUCACAGGAGCCAGACUGGCAUCUGUUUCUUUAGUUGACUCAGUGGAGUUACAUGCUCAGUGGUAGAAAAGGCAAGGUAAGUUUCUGAACAGUCUUCAAGAUUCAAGAGCUCCACCUGCUUGUGGAUGAGGAGAGCUGAACGUGUGAGGAUGUGCAGCAGUAUGAAGAGUUGGACUAAAUGCACGUUUGGCCAUCAGCUUGUGUCAUAAAGCCCAGCUCCUCGUGGACCUUGAGCAGCUCUCCAUGUUGGUGAGGGCAGUACAGAUUCCUCAGCAAAACUCAUGAGUUGGUUCAGAAGAAACUGCAGAGAUGUGUUCCUUGCUGGAAGGUGUGUAAGAAGAGUUUGAACGCAGUAAUUACUGUUUUGUUUCAUCCCAAGUCUUCUGCAUCUUUUAUUUGUCUGCUGAAUUCCUUGGACUUUACUCCAAGUACCAUAAGAUAUCAAAGCUGCUGUUACUGCAGAGAUUUCUCUGCAGCAGUUUAAGGAAUGAAGGGAAGAUGAACUGUUUGGGUUUAAAAAACAGAUGUGCUAUUAGCUGAACCUCUGUUGGUUUGGCUGCUUACAGCUAAACCAGCUCUGAUACCUCUUGCUAAGUGGGUCAGUUCUUAAUCAUGGAAUGAUGAUGUUAACAGAGCCCUGCUCAAAAGGCAUUAUUUCUUUGUAGUAGUUUGCACAGUUGUCUGUUGUGUUCUGUCACUUUAUUUUGCAUCUCAGUUCUUUAUUACUUGCAUUACCUGAGGACGUGUUCCAAUGUUGGAUGUGACCAGUCCCAUGCAUUGCACACAGGAGAAACUGUUUAGAGGGGAUUAGUACAGGAUUAGAGAAAUUGGUCUCUCAGAGCCUAAAAACACAGGUUGAUAUCUUCCAGAAUGUGAUUGACAUGCUAACUGAUGGUAGUAAAAACCUGAAGGCACUGAAUUCAGAGUCACAGUGUCACCUAUGAGGAAACUCGGAAUAACCUACAUGUUACCAGGCUGCUGAUACCCCCAACCACCCCAACUAAUUGCUCCUAUUAAUGAGGGCACACUUUGCUUUGGUACCAAAGUGGUGCUUGGUGAGCAGUGAGCCUUGCAGAGCUUCACAGGUUAUUGAUAUUGGAUUUGCAGAAAACUGUGGGGAGCACGAUCAUCCUUUCAUUGUUGUAAUGCUAUGUUGGUGAUGGUUAGAACAUAUUUCUAUGUUGUUUUUGCAUUCCUGAAACCUGGGUUGAAACAGUGGGAAUAUCUUAAAAUCAGUGUAACCUCUCUGAUUCAGCAGCUCUGCAGGGGCAAUUCUUCAGCUGGAGGAUGCAGAGACUGCCAUCAUCUCUGGUACCUGUGUCAUUUCUUCUGUAAACACACAGCAAAGCAGCAGGAAUGUGCAGUAUGUUCCCUCCGUGCUGUGCUUUGGGCCACUCCUUGAGAGAACCCCAUUGCCCUCAAUUAGCAGUUCUAUAGGAGCCUUAACAUAAAGCUGAGUUGGGUCAGUGGAUGAAAGCACCUCAGCUGAGGGAGGGCUCUGUUUAGCAGUUUAAAAACAGUUUUUAGAAACGUGCAUUUGGUUUAAUUUUGUGCCUGUCCUGAUGUAUGGGAGAGAGAGCUCUGUGGAUCAAAGAGAUCUGUCUGGAAACUUUUCUUCUCCUUCCUCCAUGCAAUGAACGAAGUCAGGUUUGGACAGUGCAAUCUGGAAAGCAAAAUCUGCAGUGAGAUCACAUUUCUUUUAACGUGUUAUGACUGAAAUAAAACUAUCUGAAUAUUGUCA
Molecule: messenger RNA, 7254 nt
Organism: Gallus gallus (chicken)
Lineage: Eukaryota; Metazoa; Chordata; Aves; Galliformes; Phasianidae
Gene: ARHGEF18
Product: Rho guanine nucleotide exchange factor 18
Exons: 31
Coding region: 474-4979 (1501 amino acids)
Biological process (GO): small GTPase-mediated signal transduction
Molecular function (GO): guanyl-nucleotide exchange factor activity
Source: RefSeq, a predicted model, not a curated record